Molecule: messenger RNA, 1382 nt
Organism: Megalopta genalis
Lineage: Eukaryota; Metazoa; Arthropoda; Insecta; Hymenoptera; Halictidae
Product: retinol dehydrogenase 13
Source: RefSeq, a predicted model, not a curated record
ACAUAUAAUUUAUAUGUAAGGUGUAUCUUCAUAAAGCGAUAAGUCAUUCUAUGAGAAUAGAUCUCGUCUUUUACUUAUAAGAUUCAAUGAUCCUUCUCUCUUAUACAUACAUUUUAUGAUAGAAUUUUUAUGAAUGAAACCGAAACAAGUGUACUACAUGUGCACACAGUACUACUUGGGUACGAUGUUAGGUUAUAUUCAACAAAUAAGGGAACUCCUUAGUCCUUGGUAUUCUGAAUGCCCAUCUCUUGUACACAUUUCUAAUAGUAUCUAGAAAAAGAAAACAAUUAUAAAAAUGCACAUCACAGUCCCAAAGCCUUUUUAUUAUUAUUCUGCAGGUAUAACUAUUGUUGGUGGGGCUUACUUACUCCGGGACUACAUCAUUAGAUCAGAAUACGAAACCGAAGAAAAUGUGAAAGACAAAGUUAUUAUAGUAACAGGAUCAAAUACUGGCAUUGGUAAAGAAAUAGUUCGCAAUUUAGCAACGCGCCAAGCUAAAGUAAUUAUGGCAUGUAGAGACAUGGUAAAAUGCGAAGAGGCACGUAUUGAAAUAGUAUUACAAACCCAGAAUAAAUAUAUUUAUUGUAGAAAAUGUGAUUUAGCAUCUCAGGAAAGUAUCAGAAAUUUUGUAAACCAAUUCAAGGAAGAACACUCAAAACUGCACGUUCUUAUAAAUAAUGCUGGAGUAAUGAGAUGUAAAAAGAGUUAUACUAAAGAAGGAAUUGAGAUGCAACUUGGGGUAAAUCAUAUGGGGCACUUUUUAUUGACAAAUUUGUUACUGGAGGUUUUGAAAAAUACUGCACCAGCGAGGAUUGUAAAUGUAUCGAGUGCUGCUCAUGCAGGUGGUAAAAUUAAAUUGGAAGAUCUGAACAGUGCAGAGAAGUAUGAUCCUGCUAAAGCAUAUUCCCAAAGUAAAUUGGCAAAUGUUUUGUUCACACGAGAAUUAGCGAAUAGAUUGAAAGGAACUGGAGUUACAGUGAAUGCGGUACAUCCAGGUAUAGUAAACACAGAAAUAGUUAGACAUAUGGGAUUCAGCCAAAACUACUUCUCCAGACUGUUUGCAAGAGUAUUUUUAUGGCUGUUUGUCAAGUCACCCAAACAGGGAGCACAACCUGUUUUAUACGCAGCACUAGAUUCAUCUCUGAAUGAUGUAACGGGAGCUUACAUCAGUAACUGUAGAAUCGUGGAUCCUUCUAAAGAAGCUAAAAAUGAUGAAGUUGCCAAAUGGUUGUGGGCUGUUAGUGAAAAAUGGACGAAACUAAGUAUUAUAUAGUUCAACUUAAAUUAUAUGUAAAUAUAUAAGGUAAUUUAUCUUGUUUCAGUUGCUUGGUAAUAAAACCUGCAAUUAAGUAGAAAUAAAAUUAUUACAUAUUUUGAAACAA